UUAAACGAUAGAUUACUUGAAAACACUUUGCCUUGUUCAGUUUAUUUGAUUUGUUUCGUUGCAGAGAAAAGAAAAAAUGGCGUGAGAUGAAAGCAUGGCGGUUGUUUCCUCCUUACAAGACAAUGAGUACGAUGACCUUGAUGUUGGGUUUCAUCCGCAUAACUUGUCCAGUCUUUCCAUGUGUACUAGUUCCUUGUACACUAAUGAUGGUGACGAUUAUGAUGAUCAUCAUCAUCAUCUUAUUGGGAUUUCUAACGACAUGUCGAGAUUGUCGAUCGAAAGCUUCGAUGCAGACGUGGACGAAGACUUCUUCAGCAAGAAGUUUCUGGAGUUGUCAUCGGACUCCGACCAAGAACCUAGCUGUUACUCGCUUCCCGCCAGUCCGCCUCGUCGGAGGAACAGAACCGGGAUGCUGAUGGUGGUUAAAGAUUACGCCAGUGAAAACGAAGCCCAAAAGGGUGGUUUGGGGAGGCCGAAAAGACGGAGCGUCCGGAGCAAGAACCCGAGGGAGAGGAGGGUUACAAGGGAAAGAUGGGCGGAGUUGAGUGCCGGUAAAAGUGAGAGCAAAAGGAAAGACGGCGGCAAUAAUCACAGCGGGAGUUUCAGUGGGGAGAGUGAAGGGGGAGCUGUCGUGGUUAUUACAAGGCCUAAAGGUGGGAACAGGUCGUUGUGUAUGGACUUGGGGGAAGUGAAGGCGUGUCGGGAUCUCGGGUUCGAGUUGGAACACGAGCGGAUGUUCGAGAUGCCCGGCCGUGUCUCGCUGUCGGGUUCCAAUUUCGAAAAAUACCAGUAGUGGCGGCAAUUCCCCCAUUGCAAACUGUCGUAUAUCUAGCCCUGGUGAUGACCCGAGAGAUGUGAAGGCUCGGCUUAAGGUGUGGGCACAAGCAGUGGCGCUUGCAUCCACGUCCAGGCAUUGACUAAUGUUUUUGGUUCCCUGUUUUCCUUCCUUUUUUCCAAUCCUUUUGGUGGAACGAAUGCGGCAUUAGAGGGAUUCGUGUACCUUUCUUGAUUACUCGUGUGUGGUUUUAGGGUUGUAAAUAACAGGGUA
Messenger RNA from Hibiscus syriacus, 1048 nucleotides. RefSeq lists its product as uncharacterized. Bases 95 to 793 code for a protein of 232 amino acids. The transcript has 2 exons. The record is from RefSeq and is a predicted model, not a curated record. NCBI's taxonomy places the organism in Eukaryota, Viridiplantae, Streptophyta, Magnoliopsida, Malvales, Malvaceae.